Molecule: messenger RNA, 2295 nt
Organism: Acytostelium subglobosum LB1
Lineage: Eukaryota; Evosea; Eumycetozoa; Acytosteliales; Acytosteliaceae
Exons: 3
Coding region: 1-2295 (764 amino acids)
Biological process (GO): regulation of MAPK cascade; intracellular signal transduction; protein phosphorylation
Cellular component (GO): cytoplasm
Molecular function (GO): ATP binding; protein serine/threonine kinase activity
Source: RefSeq, a predicted model, not a curated record
AUGUCGUCCACUCAAACGACCAAUGGCCACGACUCUGGCCAGCCAGCGCCAGCGCCAGCCAAGUUCACAAUCGAUGAGAACGAAGCAGACAAUGAACCGCUGGAGCUGGAUCCAAACUCACCAUGGGACGUCAACAGAGAGAGAGUGGUCAAGCUCAUCUAUCGCAUGCGUAACAAUCUGACAAUUGAUGGCAUUCGCAACGUGCUCGAUCAGCUGCAUCACGCCAUGGCCAUGCCCACUGACGACUCCUCAAAACCAGCGAGCAUCGUCGCUACGCCCACCAUUGCCACUCCGGACAAUGCCAGCGAGGACGACGAGAAGGAGAUCGAGCAAAUGAGAAGAUUGCGAGAGAUCCAGAGACUCAAGGAGGAGGAAGACGAGAAUGAUGAGCGCAUUGCUCAGGAUCUGGCAAGGAGGAGACGCGAAGAGGAGGAGAGAAUCAAGCGUGAGGAAGAGGAAGAGGAAGAGGAGCAACGCGCACAUUUGGCAAGACUGCGUGAGAUCGAGCGAUUGAAGCAGAUCGAGAUUGAAGAGGCUGAGGAGCUUCAGCGUCUGGCCGCCAGCAAUAACCAGGGCUCAUUCUCAAACCUGUCAUCCACCACAUCCAACUCGAGUUCGGUGUCACCGCGCUCCAACUCUUGGCGCGCCAGCAGCGAGAAGAAGUCGAGCGCAUCUCCUGACGCCCUCCCCGCGCCACAGGUCGUGGUACCAGCCGUCUCUUCCAAUGGCAACUCCACAUCCGAGAGGAACAGAAGUCAGACAAUGGCCACCACGCCACAAGAGUCAUCACCCAAGGUGACACGAUCACAGAGUGGCAGCAACCUGUCAGUGAUGUCAUUGCCGUCACCACCACCCAACCCGCAACGUCUGGGUACAUCGACCUCUGCACUGAAUAUCAUUUCAGCCUCGCCAGACAGCGUUGUCACAUCGCCCGCCGUCGCCAACUCACCGCGCCGCAAGGAGUCGCUGAGCGCACCAGACAACAGCAAGAAAAAGAUGUCCGUGUCGCUCGAUAAGUUGGUGUCGCCAUCGUCCUCUGACAAAGAGAAGGGCAAGGGCGAGGUGAAGGAGUCAUUCUUCAACAAGCUGUUCUCGAGCAGAGGCCAGAAAGCCAAGAAGCGUCUUUCCCCAAAGGUUGGCAUUCCCUUCAAUGUCAAGCAUGACGUGCACGUCAACUUCAAUGUGGAGACAGGCUUUGAGGGUCUGCCCAAGGAGUGGGAGGUGCUGAUCAAGUCCAACUUCCAGGAGAGCGAGGUCAUGGAGAAGCCCGAAGACGUGCUCAACGUUGUCAAGUUCCAUGCACAGUACAACAACCUGGACGGUGGCCCCAAUGGCCAGCACUCAGUGCCACCACCCCAGCAGACCCCGGUGCCUCUCGAGAAUGAGACGCCCGUGACGCUCAACGAGCUUAUCAGUCUGGAGGACCCCAAGAAGAUAUACAGCAGCAUCAACAAGAUUGGCGAGGGUGGUGCCGGCGAGGUGUUUGAGGCCGUAAGCUCACGCAACAAUCAAACGAUUGCCAUCAAGAAGAUGAAGCUCAAGGCGCAGAACCUCAAGACGGUAAUCAACGAGAUUGGCAUGAUGAAGAACUCCAACCAUCUCAACAUUGUACAGUACAUCGACAGCUACAUCGUGGCGGACGAGCUCUGGGUGGCCAUGGAGUACAUGGGUGGCGGCUGUCUCACCGAAGUGCUCGACCAGUACAGCGAGAUUCAGCUCACCGAGAACCAGAUUGCAUUCGUCGUGCACGAGGUCCUCAAGGGUCUGGCCUACAUCCACAAGUUCAACCGCAUCCAUCGUGACAUCAAAUCCGACAACAUCCUAAUCGGAUGCAAUGGAGACAUCAAGCUUGCCGACUUUGGAUACGCCGCUCAAUUGACUCAGAACAAGCAGACAAGAAACUCUGUUGUUGGUACACCAUAUUGGAUGGCACCUGAAUUGAUCAAAGGUAAUAACUAUGACUUCAAGGUGGAUAUUUGGAGUUUGGGCAUUUUGACAAGAGAGAUGGCAGAGGGCGAGCCUCCCUAUUUGGAGUUCCCUCCACUGAGAGCACUGUUCUUGUUGACAACACAAGGUCUACCACCCAUCAGAGACUCAUACAAGUGGUCCAAGGAGUUUAAUGAUUUCCUGAGCAAGACACUUGAGAAGGAUACUGCUAACAGACCAUCAGCAAGCGAAUUGUUGAAUCACCCAUUCCUCAAGAAGGCAUGCUCCAGCACACAAUUCUACAAAGCAGUUGAGGCAGCCAAGGUUGCCAAGGAUAACCAAAUCCAUCAAUUGAACAACUUCUCAUAA